Talaromyces proteolyticus is the source of this 537-nucleotide messenger RNA. RefSeq lists its product as uncharacterized. NCBI's taxonomy places the organism in Eukaryota, Fungi, Ascomycota, Eurotiomycetes, Eurotiales, Trichocomaceae. The transcript has a single exon. Bases 1 to 417 code for a protein of 138 amino acids. The record is from RefSeq and is a predicted model, not a curated record.
AUGACGGAAAGCAUAACGGCUGAGAGCCUGGCGUCGCGGAGUUUAUCGAUUGCGCGGCCGUUGAGAUGGUGGGAAUUCGCGACGCCGCUUCUUAUAGUUACCGGGGCAGACUUCAUUUGCAGUGUUGGGUAUGUGGUCCUCGACGGUAUAGACUCGGAGCUCGCUGUCUUCCCACCUAACCUGUUAAGAGUGACCCUUCUUGGCUCAGGCAUUGCUUCGUUUGGCAUAAUAGAAAAGCGGAUACUAGACAGCGGGAUACCGCAGGCCGAGAUAUUUAGACAGAUAGGCCAGUGGGCACCGUGGGCAGCAUCCAUACUUGUUGGUAUUGGAACUGUGGUGUACAGGUUGUCCGGGCUCGAUAAUGACAAGGACCAGUCUAGGAGGACUUUAUUUGAGCUUGACCACAGCCCGACCUGAGUUACCUACGAGAGCAAUUUCACGGGUUGGAUGCGAUGCUACGAGGUCGAGAUUCCGUGACAAUCUCGCCUUUUAUCGUGGAAAGCCGCGGAAGGGAGCACAAAUGGGGACAUCGUCUAG